AUGUCUUCGAUCAAAAAUCACCACGGUGACGAUGACGCCCAGCUGGCGGCCAUGGGCUACAAGGCCGAGUUGGAUCGCAAUUUCUCCAUGCUGUUCUCCUGGCAACGAUGGAUGCCGAUUCUCUCCUGGAUCACCGGCUGGGUGAAUGUCUCUGGCUGGGUUGCUUUGGUGGCUACCGGUGGCCUUCUGGGUAGCCAGUUGAUCCUGGGUGUGAUUUCUUUGAUGAACCCGACCUACGAGGCCCAGCGCUGGCACCAGUUCCUCAUUUACAUCGCCUACAAUAUCGCAGGAUUCAUCAUCAACGCCUUGAUGAACUCUUUUCUACCUUUGGUCACCCGAAGUGCCUUCAUCUGGUCACUCACCGGGUUUGCGGUCAUUUCCAUCACGGUGUUGGCGUGCGCAUCGCCCAACUACAGCUCGGGAGAAUUUGUCUUUACAGAUUUUAUCAAUCAUACCGGCUGGCCUGAUGGCGUCGCCUGGUUGCUUGGAUUGCUUCAAGGUGGACUCGGUGUCACAGGAUUUGAUGGCGUUGCACAUAUGAUCGAAGAGAUUCCUAAUGCUUCCGUCGUUGGACCCAAGAUCAUGAUCGGUUGUGUGGGCAUUGGAACUGUGACGGGUAUCAUCUUCCUGGUUGUCCUCCUCUUCGUUGCUGGCAAUAUCGACGAUGUGAUCAGUUCAUCCGCGGGCCCUCUCCUGCAGAUCCUCAAAAACGCAACCAACAGCAAUGCUGGAGCCAUUUGUUUGCUCAUGUUCCCCCUGGUCUGCAUGCUCUUUGCAACCACUUCUAUCAUGACAACCAGCAGCCGUAUGAUCUUUGCCUUCGCAAGAGACGGAGGUCUACCAGCCUCACCGUUCUUCAGCAAAGUGCACCCCAAGUUGAAGGUCCCGCUCAACGCCUUGUACCUAAAUCUCGUACUGGUUGUGAUCUUUGGCUGCAUCUUCCUUGGCUCCACGAGUGCCUUCAAUGCUAUUGUCUCGGCCUCGGUGGUUUUACUGGACCUUGCAUAUGGCAUUCCAAUUGCUGUAAACUGCCUCCGAGGGCGUAACAUGCUGCCCGAGCGGCCGUUUGUGCUCCCCAACAUCGUCGGCUGGAUUGCUAAUGCGGUCUCACUGGUGUACAUCUCUGUGACCACUGUGCUCUUCUUGUUCCCACCCGAGCUUCCAGUUUCGGGUAGCAACAUGAACUACUGUGUUGCUGCGAUCGGCAUUAUCAUGGUUAUCUCAACCAUUCAGUGGUUUGUUGAUGGCCGAAAGAACUUCACUGGGCCUCGCGCCGAUAUAGACGUUUUGACCGGGGAGCACCCAGUCACCCAGUAUCCGUCUAACCACGAUGUUGCACCUCGUGAAAAGUAG
Molecule: messenger RNA, 1353 nt
Organism: Aspergillus clavatus NRRL 1
Lineage: Eukaryota; Fungi; Ascomycota; Eurotiomycetes; Eurotiales; Aspergillaceae
Product: GABA permease GabA
Exons: 15
Coding region: 1-1353 (450 amino acids)
Biological process (GO): transmembrane transport
Cellular component (GO): membrane
Molecular function (GO): transmembrane transporter activity
Source: RefSeq, a predicted model, not a curated record